AUGAAGAAUUAUACAAUGGUGACUGAAUUUAUUCUCUUGGGAAUCCCUCAUACUGAGGGAAUGGAGAUUCAACUUUUUAUUGUGUUUUUAUCUUUCUAUUUCUGCACCCUGCUGGGGAACCUGAUGAUUUUAUUGGCCAUUAUCUCUUCAUCUCGCCUUCAUACACCCAUGUAUUUCUUUUUAUGUAAGCUAUCUAUUUUGGACAUUUUUUUCCCUUCAGUGAGUUCACCCAAAAUGUUGUCCUAUCUAUCUGGAAAAAGUCAUGCAAUCUCAUAUGGAGGUUGUGUAUGUCAACUCUUUUUCUAUCAUUUUGUUGGCUGCACUGAAUGUUUUCUGUGUACUGUGAUGGCCUAUGAUCGCUUUGUUGCCAUUUGUUUCCCUCUGCGGUACACAGUCAUCAUGAGCCAUAAGGUAUGUGUCAUAUUAGCCCUCGGGUCUUCAUUUUUGGGCUGUAUUCAGGCCACUUUCCUCACUGUCCUUACCUUCCAGUUGCCCUACUGUGGACCCAAUAAGGUGGACUAUUACUUCUGUGAUAUCCCAGUGAUGCUGAAAUUAGCUUGUGCAGAUACCUCAGCCCUGGAGUUGGUGGGUUUUAUCAGUGUGGGACUUAUGCCACUUAGCUGCUUCCUCCUCAUUCUUACUUCAUAUAGCCGCAUUGUUUACUCUAUCUUGAAAAUCCGCACAGCAGAGGGACGGUAUAGAGCCUUCUCCACUUGCAGUGCUCACCUUACAGCCAUUCUUCUUUUGUACAUACCUGUGGUCCUCAUUUACUUACAACCUACCCCCAAUCCUUGGCUGAAUGCCACUGUUCAGAUCCUGAAUAAUCUGGUCACUCCUAUGCUGAACCCCUUGAUCUUCAGCCUGAGGAACAAGGAAGUAAAAGCAUCCCUAAAGAAGUUGCUGCAGCAGUUUGGAUUCCUUUCUGAGAAGUGAGAGACAGAGAUAUGGUGUGUUUGCAUUUAUAAAUAUACAUAUUUAUAUUGUUCUCCUGGCUCCGGUUAUUUCACUUUACAUUAAUUUUUAUAAUCUUCCCAGGCUUUUCUGAAACUUUCUCUUUCAUCCUUUCUUACACCAUAAGAGUAUUCCAUCAUAUUAUUAAACCCUAAGAAUUAGGGUUCAGCCAUUCCCCAAUUGAUGAG
Antechinus flavipes (yellow-footed antechinus) is the source of this 1139-nucleotide messenger RNA. RefSeq names its product olfactory receptor 149-like. The record is from RefSeq and is a predicted model, not a curated record. Gene Ontology annotation, cellular component: membrane. Gene Ontology annotation, biological process: G protein-coupled receptor signaling pathway. Lineage: Eukaryota; Metazoa; Chordata; Mammalia; Dasyuromorphia; Dasyuridae. The coding region runs from base 1 to 933 and encodes 310 amino acids. The transcript has a single exon. Gene Ontology annotation, molecular function: G protein-coupled receptor activity; olfactory receptor activity.